Gossypium arboreum is the source of this 444-nucleotide messenger RNA. RefSeq lists its product as uncharacterized. NCBI's taxonomy places the organism in Eukaryota, Viridiplantae, Streptophyta, Magnoliopsida, Malvales, Malvaceae. The record is from RefSeq and is a predicted model, not a curated record. Bases 1 to 444 code for a protein of 147 amino acids. The transcript is spliced from 2 exons.
AUGAUGAGGAGACGAUUGGAAAAUCAGCGGCAUGAGGAUCAGUAUUCGAGGGCUUUCCACGAGCUUUCGGGACUGGUUAUGAGCCUUCUACGAUCGCCGCUAGCUCCGGUUCCUUCCGCCAGCCAAUCACCAGCGUUGUCCACAAGGCCUCAUUCCCCACCAGUACCGACAAUGAAGAAGAUAUCACCGUCCGGAUUCGCUUUGCUGAUGUUAGGGACAUCGGUUUCGUUGAUGCUGUGUGGAUCAGUUACUUUCUUUAUAGGAUUCAUGUUUAUGCCUUGGCUUCUUUGUUUGGUCAUGGUUCUUUACAUUGCUGGAAUUGUUUCUGCGGUUUCCAUGUUAUGUCGUUCUACUAUUUGUUAUGCCAUGGCCCCUCUGCUGCGGCGGAAGGAAAUUCCUGAGCAGGAAUUAAAUCCCCAGAAUUUGCAGAAUAGAGCUUCAUAA